Molecule: messenger RNA, 7539 nt
Organism: Gadus chalcogrammus (walleye pollock)
Lineage: Eukaryota; Metazoa; Chordata; Actinopteri; Gadiformes; Gadidae
Exons: 9
Coding region: 1002-2453 (483 amino acids)
Source: RefSeq, a predicted model, not a curated record
AUUACACACACUGGUAUAUGUGUUUUACCUGGUGUAUAUAACACAUGUAUAAACCAAGUAUUAUUUCAGGUUCGGCGAAUCAAACCUGACCAUAAUAUAACUUGUCCUGUUGUCAACCCACUGCUGAUGAUUCAUUCAAUUCUUUGGAAACGUGACGCAGAACUUCCUCUUUCUCCAAUGAAAGAAAGGAGGGGCAUUUCCAGUGGGUCAACUUUAUAGCGAUCUAAACACAAGGACGCAACAGUUGGGUCAGUCCGAAAGCCGUUUCGUUUUCAGGAAACUCAACAAUUAUUGUCGACAAUGGAGCGGAUACCAGGUUUACGGUUUUACCUGGGCGUUUUCCUUCUAAAAAGUAUUUAUAUGGCAGCACACGGUAAGAGAAAGUCUUCCAGUGAAACCGACUCAGGGCGAUUGGCGGUGUUUUUAUUUUUCCUUACUUGUUAAGCUACAAUAAUCAUGUUGUUUUGGAGACGCAGGGCUCAAUCUUCACUGCGACAACGACUUCGAAAGGCUGAUGUGUGGGAUCGAUCCCCCGCCCGACGAGCCGGGCUGCGCCGAGUACACACUCAGCACCCGAGUGGAUUACUCCAACAGAUCCAUGUAAUUAUUAAUGACAGACCGAUAUUAAUGAGUCAUUAAUGCCGAACAUUAAUGCCAGUCAUCAUACAUUGACUUGAAAAUAUGAAACGCAAAGAAACAUAGUAGGCCUACGUUUAUCCACAUUCGUUUGUGAUAUAGUGACGACGCAAUGCGAGUUAUUAAUAUUGGACUUUAUUUUACUUUUCAGUGAGAGUAAUUGCACUUUAACACCGGACCCAGUUCGGACGGGGACGUGCAGCUGCUCGUUGGACAUCAAGGGGAUUGUUCUGGGGGAGAAAUACAACACAACGUUGUGGAAAGCUGGGGCCCUAGUGGAGUCCAAAAAAAUCAGCGCUGCAGACAUAAAACCCAAAGCCCCAUAUAUCACUUCGGUGACAAGAGAAAAUGAGAAUUAUCUGGUGAUGUGGGACACAAAAUACGAAAAAGACCCCCCCUUCAAGCUGACGGUGUGGCUGAACUACCGCAAAAAAGGAGAGAACGGCACGAAAGUGGACGUUUCGUCCAUGGAGUCUUAUGAGAUUUUGGGCAAGUCCCUGGAGCCGAGUACAGAGUACCUGGUCAGCGUGCAGAGCUACUCUGCGUUCUACAGUGAAAGAAGUGGAGACCUGUCAUUCACCACCCCUGUGUCGCCUACCAGUAUUGCAGUGGCGGUCUUUGUGAGUCUGUGUGUUGCUGCUUUCAUCAUCACCAGUUUCCUGUAUCUAUUCUGCACACGGUUGAAGGAGAGUUGGUGGGAUAGCGUUGACGACUAUAAAAACUCAACUUUGUUAUUCAUGGUCCGAGGAGGUCACAAGGUGCUUACGCCGCAGAAAACCUUCCUGAGCUCUGUCUAUGUUGAGGCCCGCAAAGAGGAUGAAUUCGACGAAAAACCAUUGGACAGCGGUGGGAAUUCCCUUCAAAGUGUCAGAGCAAACAGCGUGGCCUCGUCUCUGGGUUACUCUCAGAAGGUCUCCAUUGACAUCAUCUCCGAUGUGGAGGAAGCCAUGCGUAUGGCCUUCCCCCAGCUCUCCACAGCUCCCUGGCUCAUCGGUGCCCACAGCAACAAUGGUUACAAUCCAGUCGCUGUGACCUCCAGCCCCUCCGUUUUUGAGAACAUGACAUAUUCCAUGUCUUCUUCUGGGACCCAGGGGUUAUACGCUGCCAACCCGCCUGCUGUACUUAGUGAGUCCUUCUACAAACCCAGUAUGUUGUGGGGUGAGGUACACAACCCUUUUCCAGAUUCUCAGGUGCCUAUUUUCCAGCUGACUGGACAGAGGCAGCCUUUCGAUCCAUCCCAUAUGAAAACUGACCUUUCCUAUCAGUCGUGGAACGCUGAAUCGGGGAGCUCAUCGCAAUCAGAGGCUCUGCAGGUAGACCUCUCGUAUAGCUGUUCUCCGGGUGACACCACUUCUUCCUCCGACCUGCAUGGCUUUGGCUCCUCUCAGUCUGGUGACAACUUGAAAGAGUCACUCCUAGUUGGAGAAGCUGACUGGUCCAGCAUGAUGGAACGUGUUUCCGGUGAGGAGAAACAGUCAUUCAAUGUCUGGGUUUCAAAUCCUUCUGAGGUGUCCUGCCCUUCCCCUGCAUGCAGCCUUGUUUCCUUGGACGAUGACUUUCAAGAAUUCCAAAGUAUGAUGAAGCGACCAGGAGUGCUCAUUCCAACGGCAAACGACAGUAGGCCCAGAGGUCGGCCGGACAAACUUCCUGAGACUCCCUACACUGGAAUGCCUCAAAGAACCAUAGAGGGAGCAAGCACCUUAACCCAAACAACACAAGCAGCCCAGGGUAUUCUGGACACUCAAGGGAACAAUGUUUCUCUUCCGCCUGCGGAUCAGCACAAGCUAAUCAUGAUCAGUGAUUAUCAUAGUGUUUAAUUAGGUCUGAGACCGUGGACUUAAUGGAUACCAAGAGCCUUAAAGGUUGGAUAUUGUGGUAUUUAUGAGUAGCGUUAACGUAGUAAUCAUAAAUGAUGAAACGAAGCUUCGCAUGAUGUUGCUUUAUUGCUGGAGAACUGAACAACCUCGCGCCCCGGGCAUCACAUCCGGUUGGCGCUUAUACUACCGUAAUGACGUAAACAGUACGUGCAAGCUUACGGCGAACAUUAAUACUGAUUCAGACUACUGGCGUGAUCUGAAUAUUAUAAAUCCUUAUCAUAACCCACUUACAGCCACUGAGUUAGAAGUACUGGCAUGAAAAUUAAACAUGUCAAUCAUCUGUGGAACGGGCAGGGCUCGAAAAACUCCAGCCAAUGAUUUCCAGAACCACAGAGUGGCAUUGGAAAGUAAGUACGUCAAUCAAACCCCUUCAUGCACGUACUCGAAAGCUCAUGGCCCAGAGCAAGCUUCUGUUUGUUAUCCUGCGGUAGCUACUCGAGCUAACUAACUAGCUAAUCCACCUUUGGACCUAGCACUAUAAUGCCGCGUUUCCACUGCAGGGUGCGGAACGGAUCGGAUGGCAAAGGUGCGGUAGGGAGGGGGCGGUAUAGACCAGCUCAGUUCCGAGGUCGCGUUUCCACUGCCGACAGUACCCUUUAUGGUAGGCCGGAUGUCGAUCGCCGCGGCAGCUACGUAAACAUCGUAAACAACGUCUUCCUCCCCAAGAAUGCAGACGAACGUCUCCACCUCCUUGUUCGCCCAAGCAAGCGUUUUCACGCGACAUGUUGAUUUGUCAAGAAUAAUACCUCGAGGCUACUGUGUUGUUUUUAUCCCUUCGUCACCCGGAAGUGAUGAUUCUGUCGACCAAUCAACGGAGGGGGUGUGUAGCUAGAAUUUCCCGGGACCCUUUCAGGCGUCUGGUCUCGUUUUCAGUACCCCAACAGAGGAGUCCUGAAAACAAGGCCAAAACGGGUACGGCUAAGUCCCGGUCACGCCCACUUUUGGCGGUGGAAACGCGACCCGAUCCGCACCUUUGCGAUCCGAUCCGUUCCGCACCCUGUAGUGGAAACGCGCCAUUAGACAACCCUUAACUCCAACCUAGCUAGCCUGGCUCGCUCUCGCGCAUCUGUGUUCGCGCUUGUGUAUGAUGGCGCGUCCAUGUACUUGGACUGGGUGGAGUCAGAGUCAGCGUUAAAGGAGAGGGGGUAGGACCAUUUGAGUUGUGUGUUUUCAAAAUCUGGGGGUGUUUCGCAAAUGCCAUACCCAACCUUUAAUGUAAAGAGAUUUAAGUUGUGUUGAAUUGAGAGAAAGGGCACAAAGCGUGGACCACUGAACUGAAUGGUUAUGACAUGGAACCCGUGGACAAACACGUAACACUGUGUGUGUGUGUGUGUGUGUGUGUGUGUGUGUGUGUGUGUGUGUGUGUGUGUGUGUGUCCAUCAGAGUAGAGAUGGUUGGCUUUUCUACAGUGGACACUAAAUAGUUUUCCCAAAAUGUGAAGACAAACCACUGCGUGGACUUGUGUAAAUAUAAAGCACUUUCUUAUUAAUUUCUUAACUUGGAAUGUUAUAAUAAUGAUCUUUUGUUAUAAACGAGAAAUGAAAAUGUGUACUGUAACUGUUUCCAUUAAAAAAGUAAAGAUGGAACAAGAUGGAACCAUUGUGUGACAAGAUGCAACAGGUGCAUAAGUGCACUGUUUGCAUGUGAUGAUGUAGAUAAUGUCAAUUCUGUUAUUUUGCAAGGUAUAAUAUAUAUUUCUUCGCAUGCAUCGAGCUCCUUCGAGAACACGCAAAGCAAUGUUUAUGCAAACAGUUUUCAACGUAUAUACCCGUCUGCCGUGUUCCAAUAUCCAUACUAUCCGUCCUUACUAGCCUAAGUUUGAGUACGUAGAGCGUUCCGAUUCAGAUCGGGCGAUAAUAAGUGUACUGAAGGACCCAGAUGGUGUACUCAAAACGGUCAAAUCGCGAAGUGUGGAUCGUUGUCAUCGCCGUACACUUUUCGUACUCAACGGCAGCCAUCUUAGCUACGUAGCGGAAGAGGGCAGAGCCAGGCUGAGCCAAAUUCGGCGCAUUUUCCACAUAGCCUGCAUAAAUAGAGUCCUUUUGUAGUUUUUAUAGCUUUUUAUAGCAGCUAGGCGUAAAGAGUUCACUGUUCAAUGCGGGAUGUUUAUUGCGGGGGAUUAGCCGCGGUGGCAGUCGUGAUCCUAAUUUCCGGUUAGUGCACCACCGAGUAUUCUUCGUUUGCAACCACGUGAUCAAAAUGGAAAAAACAAGCAAAAACACAGCCGUCUUCUAGCAGCGAGCGUAGAUUACGGGUUAAGGGUUUCCUGGUAAAAACAAACUUAGAAUUGCAGGCGCAAAAACUCUUGCAAAGAACCUCUCACAAAUUGAUUGAGCCCCAAAACUUACCAGUUAUGAAGUGAUUACCACAAAUACGAGUGUUGGCGAGAUUUAUUUGUGCCAUGUCGCCCCGGUAGAUGUUCGAAAUCCAAGUUGCUCCCCGGUCAACUCACGUGUCCGCUCACCUUGAGUUGUGGACACUUUUGGAAUCCUAAAAAAACUGCAAUUCCCAUUCUCCCGUAUGAAAUUAUUCGCACAACCGUGCACAGCACAACUGGUAGGCAUUAUUAGCCAAACAAAAUAAUAUAAUAGCGAAACAAUUGAGGUUAGAUACACGCUUUGCGAUUGAAUGACCUCCACUCUAAUGUGACUGAAACAAGUGUAGUGGGGCGCAAUGUUGUGAUUGCUUUCCUACCAAGAUGGCCGACUUCCGGUUUGGUUACGAAUUUUAAUUAGCUGUGACGUAAGUUGCAAACGAAGAAUUUGAAUUGGAACAAUACUGACAUCUGAAAAUUAGCGCACUUAGUGAGUGCGGAUAGUGUACUUCGUUUAAGUGUACGCUAGAGGGUGAUUUAACAUUAUACCAAAUAUAAAUAGUGUUUGAGCUCCCUCAACUGGACAUGCUGUGUAUGUUGUCUAGUGUGUUGUAGACGUGUGCUGUUCAGUAUGCUUGGUCUUAAAUAACAAUAAAACAUCUACAAUAAAGUUAUUGUAAUCCAAAGCGCAGUAUUUAGUGGAUCUUACUUGAGGUGAAUAAUAUCUGCCAUGUCGGUGAGAACUUUUUAUGUGUCUCUGUCCUUUUCGAACCCCAGGAAGGCAGGUUCGGACUUGGCAAAUUCAAGGAUGAGAGGAAAGGACACAGCACAUUGAUGAAACAUAGGUUUUAUAAAUGUUUGUAAGUUGAAUGCCACUGGUGACACCUUAUCUGAAGGGUAUUUUUUCGAUUUUAAUUAGAUUCUUAAUAAAUAUUGUUUUGAACACUAUGCAUACUUUUUCAUCUAGUUGUUAAUUAAAUACUGUUGUUUGGGGGAAAGUCACGUCUCUGUCUCAUUGUCUUAUCCGUCUAUUUUGGGUGAAAAAUAAUUUUUUUAGUCUUAUCCGUAUAUUUUGGGUUGAAAGCAUCACUACACACCAAUCUACUUCCCUUGAUAUACAGUAUUAGAUCUUCAAGGUGGCGUUGUCUACAUAACUAUUGUUACAGUUGAACGUAGGGAACGUACUGAUCUUUACACACCCACACAUUAAACAGGGUCUGAAAAGGAGAGGACAGGGCAGGCUUUAUGUCUGGGUGUCUACAAAUUGGUGAUGCUAACCCCAAUACUAACACAGCUGCAUGUUGGUGGACUUAGGGAAUUUGUUGUGCUAACUUUUCACCAUCUGCUAGCUACAUUCUGCUCCACUGCAAGUACCAAAUGUGUCUGACACCCUACUUUGUAUUUAUCAACCAUAGGAAAAGCAGCACUGUGCAGAACAAACCACCUGAUUUGUACAAGUGGGGUUUUCAAGUCACGCUUACCUCAGAAUAAUGCUAUAUAUAUGUAUCUUUGUCCUAAGGUACAAAACUGCAAGAGCAUUUCAACGAGAAGGGUAUUUUAUCCAAGUUUCUCUGGUUUGGUUAAUUUUAGCUACAUUUUGUAGAAUCAGUGAACUAUAUAAACAUUCUGCUGUGAUAAUCUUAUGAUUCUUAUUUUAUAUAUUAGAACCAAGACACAGAGGAAGGGUGAAGAAUUUCAAGAUGAUGUCUGCCAAACACUUUGAAUUGAAGGUUAAGAGUAUAGAUCAUAUUGAGGGAGUUGUGGUUGUUACACAAUGUAAUAUUGUCUCGUUUACUGCCAUAUGGAGUUAUUUAUUGCUCGUUUGUUUUCUGUAGUUAACACAAAUUCUUAAAUCUGCAGCUGUCUCACAGGUCGUUUUGGACCAUGACUUUCAUCCUGUUCUCUAUCACACAAGGUGAGUACAUGGAAAUAACUAUUUUUACGCGUUAUGUUUUUAAAUAAAAAAACAUUAGAUAUCAAAUAUGUAUGAUGGGAGAUCUUUCCCAUUUCUUUCCACAGCAACCAUAUUAGGUAUGCUGACAAAUUACGUUAGUUAUUAGAUCAAUGCUAUGUAAAAAAAAAAAAAAAAAUCAGUCUACUUGGGUUAUUCAUUCAGUAUAGGUUCACAUAUGGCACCAACUAGUUUUGUGAAGUAAAAUAUUUGCCAGCAUUCAAUUUCUUUUUAUUCUAAUUUUGCUCCCAGCUCUUAGCUUGGAACCUCUGCUGAACUGUUCUGAACCCACCAAUCUAGCCCUGCUGAAAGCACUGUCACCAGUCUUUAAUUUGCGCUUCAUACGGCCUGUGAUCAACAUCCAGAAUUACACAGAAGUCUAUGUAUCCUUUACCAUGUAUGGCAUUCUGGGAGUGGUAUGUUCUAUUAAAAAAAUGUAUACGUAGCUACCUGAGUUGGGCUAAUGACUUUGAGAAUUUAAAUCUCAAAAAUGUAUUCAAGAAGCAUGUCGUAAUUUUUCAAUUGUGAAAGUGAGCAAUUAAUAAAUGUUAAAGAACAACAUAAAGAAUAUGACUGUAUGAAACUGGUUAUUCGGAUCUAAGCAACAUUUCGAUAGAAAGCCCUUUAUAUCUCUACACUUUUGUAGCCAGAGAUUCAAAUUUGGCAUACAGUUGGCUACUAAAGAUUGAUACACUUCAUCUGCAAUUACUUUUUUUUUCAGGAUGAAAAAGCUCAACUCUUGACAACUUAUAUUUGGCAAC